GCGGGGACGCCGGGAGUGGGGCGGGGAGAAGGCUUGUCAGUCGGAUCUCGCGAGAGAGGACGGAAGCCUGUGGGAGCCCGUGGCCUUUAAAGUGCGAUCCAGCCCUCUCCUCCGGGGCUAGUUUGUAAACACGGCGGGGCUCCGGGCUCGCGGGGGGGCUGAGAGGACCAUGAAUUAGUGACCUGGGAAGAGAUACUAGAUGGCAACUUGGGAAGUAUUGCUUGCUUAGCAAGAGCUUAGGGAUUCCUGUUAACAGAAUAAAACUCAUGGCCCACCAGCUACAAAGUGUCUUUGCCAUGAAACAGAGGACAUGAUAAACUGUUUAACUUAAUGAAAUUCAAGUUGCAUGUGAAUUCUGCCAGAUCCUGGAUUUAUGACUUAAAACUUUCCCACAGAGAAAACCCCAGGCUCAUAUAGCUUCACUGUUAAUUGGCUAAAGGUGGGCUCAGACUCUAUGCAAAUGUUAAACUAUUUUAUAUGAAGUACUUGAACAUCUGCAGGUUAUCUGUCUGCAAGAGAUACUGGAAAAGACCCUCACACCUUAGCUUCUCUGCUGGGAGAAGAGAUAAACCACGGACCUGUGGAAUAUGAGUGAUGACAAACCCUUUCUAUGCACUGCCCCUGGGUGUGGCCAGCGUUUUACCAACGAGGAUCAUUUGGCUGUCCAUAAACAUAAACAUGAGAUGACACUGAAAUUUGGUCCAGCACGUAAUGACAGUGUCAUUGUGGCUGAUCAGACUCCAACACCAACAAGAUUCCUAAAAAACUGUGAAGAAGUGGGUUUAUUUAAUGAGUUGGCAAGUCCAUUUGAGAAUGAAUUCAAGAAGGCUUCAGAAGAUGACAUUAAAAAAAUGCCUCUAGAUUUGUCCCCUCUUGCAACACCCAUCAUAAGAAGCAAAAUUGAGGAACCUUCUGUUGUAGAAACAACACACCAGGAUAGCCCAUUACCUCACCCCGAGUCUACUACCAGUGAUGAAAAGGAAGUACCAUUGGCACAAACUGCACAGCCCACAUCAGCUAUCGUUCGUCCAGCAUCAUUACAGGUUCCCAAUGUGCUGCUCACAAGUUCUGACUCAAGUGUAAUUAUUCAACAAGCAGUACCUUCACCAACCUCAAGUACUGUAAUCACCCAGGCACCAUCCUCUAACAGGCCAAUUGUUCCUGUACCAGGCCCAUUUCCUCUUCUAUUACAUCUUCCUAAUGGACAAACCAUGCCCGUUGCUAUUCCUGCAUCAAUUACAAGUUCUAAUGUGCAUGUUCCAGCUGCAGUCCCACUUGUUCGGCCCGUCACCAUGGUGCCCAGUGUUCCAGGAAUCCCAGGCCCUUCCUCUCCUCAACCAGUCCAGUCAGAAGCAAAAAUGAGAUUAAAAGCUGCUUUGACCCAGCAACACCCUCCAGUUACCAAUGGUGAUAGUGUAAAAGGCCAUGGCAGUGGAUUGGUUAGGACUCAAUCAGAAGAGUCUCGCCCACAGUCCUUGCAGCAGCCAGCCACCUCCACUACAGAAACUCCGGCUUCUCCAGCUCACACAACUCCACAGACCCAAAAUACAAGUGGCCGUCGAAGAAGAGCAGCU
Mastomys coucha (southern multimammate mouse) is the source of this 1574-nucleotide messenger RNA. RefSeq names its product activating transcription factor 2 (gene Atf2). The annotation marks the transcript as partial. The record is from RefSeq and is a predicted model, not a curated record. NCBI's taxonomy places the organism in Eukaryota, Metazoa, Chordata, Mammalia, Rodentia, Muridae. Gene Ontology annotation, biological process: regulation of transcription by RNA polymerase II. The transcript has 14 exons. Gene Ontology annotation, molecular function: cAMP response element binding; DNA-binding transcription factor activity, RNA polymerase II-specific.